CUGUUCAUCUUUGACGGCCUGGAUGAAAGCAGACUUUCACUGGAUUUCAAGAACAAUGAGGUUGUGUCUGAUGUCACCCAGAAGUCAUCAGUCAACGUGCUGUUGACAAACCUCAUCCAGGGGAAUCUGCUUCCCUCAGCUCUCGUCUGGAUAACUUCCCGACCUGCAGCGGCCAAUCAGAUCCCUCCUGCAUGUGUUGACAGGGUAACAGAAGUACGAGGCUUCACUGACGCCCAGAAGGAGGAGUACUUCAGGAGGAGAGUCAGUGAUGAAGAGCUGUCCAGCAGAAUCAUCUCACACAUCAAGACAUCCAGGAGCCUCCACAUCAUGUGUCUAAUCCCAGUCUUCUGCUGGAUCACUGCUACAGUUCUGGACCACAUGUUGACUACAGACCAGAGAGGAGAGCUGCCCAAGACCCUGACUGACAUGUACUCACACUUCCUGUUGGUUCAGACAAAGAGGAAGAAGCAGAAGUACGGUGAGGGACAUGAGACGAGUCCACAGGAGCUGACGGAGGCUGACGGGGAAGUUCUUCUGAAGCUGGGGAGGCUGGCGUUUGAACAUCUGGAGAAAGGAAACAUCAUGUUCUACCAAGAAGACCUGGAGCGGUGUGGUCUGGAUGUCACAGAGGCCUCGGUGUACUCAGGAGUUUGUACAGAGAUCUUCAAAAGAGAGUGUGUGAUCUUCCAGAAAACAGUCUACUGCUUUGUUCACCUGAGCAUUCAGGAGUUUCUGGCUGCAGUCUACAUGUUCCACUGUUACACAAACAGCAACACAGAGGUACUGAAGGACUUCCUGGGAGAAGAAUAUGUUCAUUCAACCCUGGAUGUCUUCCUGAAGAGAGCCAUGGAGAAAUCCCUUGAAAGUAAAAAUGGCCACCUGGACCUGUUUGUUCGCUUCCUUCAUGGCCUCUCUGAGUCCAACCAGAGACUCUUAGGAGGUCUGCUGGGUCAGACAGACAACAGUCCAGAAAUCAUCCAGAGAGCCAUCAACAACCUGAAGGAGAUGAACAGAUAUGGUACCUCUCCUGACAGAAGCAUCAACAUCUUCCACUGUCUGACGGAGAUGAACGACCACUCGGUACAUCAGGACAUCCAAGAGUUCCUGAAGUCAGAGAACAGAUCAGAGAAGAAACUCUCUGUGAUCCACUGCUCAGCUCUGGCCUACAUGCUGCAGAUGUCAGAGGAGGUUCUGGAUGAGUUGGACCUGAAGAAGUACAACACAUCAGUGGAGGGAUGUCGGAGACUGAUUCCAGCUGUGAGGAACUGCAGAAAAGCUGUACUUUCUGACUGUGGACUCUCAGGUACUCACUGUGAAGUUGUGGCCUCAGCUCUGAAGUCCAACCCCUCCCAUCUGAGAGAGCUGGACCUGAGUCACAACGACCUGGAGGAUUCAGGAGUGAAACUGCUUUCUGCUGGACUGAAGAGUCCAAACUGUAGACUGGAGACUCUGAGAUUGAGUGGCUGCAGUUUGUCAGAGAUCAGCUGUGCUUCUCUGGCCUCAGCUCUGAAGUCCAACCCCUCCCAUCUGAGAGAGCUGGAGCUGAGUGACAACAACCUGCAGGAUUCAGGAGUGAAGGUCCUGUGUGGUUUUCUGGAGAGUCCACACUGUAGACUGGAGACUCUGAGAUUGAGGGGCUGCAGUUUGUCAGAGAUCAGCUGUGCUUCUCUGGCCUCAGCUCUGAAGUCCAACCCCUCCCAUCUGAGAGAGCUGGACCUGAGUGACAACGACCUGAAGGAUUCAGGAGUGAAACUGCUUUUCGCUGGACUGAAGAGUCCAAACUGUAGACUGGAGACUCUGAGAUUGAGGAACUGCAGUUUGUCAGAGAUCAGCUGUGCUUCUCUGGCCUCAGCUCUGAAGUCCAACCCCUCCCAUCUGAGAGAGCUGGAGCUGAGUCACAACUACAACCUGAAGGAUUCAGGAGUGAAGGUCCUGUGUGGUUUUCUGGAGAGUCCACACUGUAGACUGGAGACUCUGAGAUUGAUGAGCUGCAGGUUGUCAGAGAUCAGCUGUGCUUCUCUGGCCUCAGCUCUGAAGUCCAACCCCUCCCAUCUGAGAAAGCUGGAGCUGAGAUACAACAACCUGAAGGAUUCAGAUGUGAAGCAGCUGUCUGAUCUUGUGGAGAGUCCACACUGUAGACUGGAGACUCUGAGAUGGGGGUAUUGAUCUCUAACCACCAUCAUCCCUGUGUGUUCCUCUGGACCUGACAGAGUAUCAUCAGUGUAUCUGGACUCUGUCCUUCUGCACAGUCUCUGCAGUCACACUGAGACUCCUCCACUCCUUCUGCUCCACACUCAACCACCUCCUCCACCUGGACCUGGGUUUCACUUUGUCUUCAUUCAUUCAUAUAUUCUGAACCCAAAGAUGCCUCUGCAGAUCAGUUCUGUUUAUGACAACAGAACUGUAGAUUAACGCAUUUAAAUAGAUGUUUCUGCUUUGCUUUCUGUUGCAGCUCCACCCUGUGGAACGAUGGAGUUCUGCAGUUAAUUUCCACAUACUACUAAAUAUAUAUAUACCAUAUACAAUAUAUAUACCAAUGCCAGCCGUUUUUCAUAUUAUAACAUUAUGCUUGUAACAAACAUAAAGAAGUAGAUAAAACCUGAACCUGAGGCUUCAGUUUCUCAACUAACUACAAACACAUUAUGUCUGGAUUUUGGUGGAAAGUCAGCUCCUUAAUAUUGUCUUUUGUAUGUGAUGUUUGAUGUAAAACAAAACAAAAAAAAUCCUGACUAUCUGAGUUUUUGCUACAAAACAAAUCAUAUUUGUUAGUUUAUUACAGAUGUACGUGUCACCCUGCUAGUUUUCACAUUACAUGGCUCAACACAGACACAUGAAGUCAACCUGUGGAGCUUUUCCCCUCAGAAAUCAAUGUUGAAAUUGCCUCCACAGGCUCCAUUACAGUCCACCAGUCCCAGAAACAAAAGCCAAACACCAAAGUGUUUAUAAUUGCUAAGCAAUAUUGGACUCAUUCCUUAAAUUCUGCACAUUCCAGUGAGCUACAUGAGUGUCCUGCGUCGUUUCUUUAAUGUCAUGCAAAUAAAGAAACUAACACGAACCAA
Sebastes umbrosus (honeycomb rockfish) is the source of this 3059-nucleotide messenger RNA. RefSeq names its product NACHT, LRR and PYD domains-containing protein 12-like. The record is from RefSeq and is a predicted model, not a curated record. Lineage: Eukaryota; Metazoa; Chordata; Actinopteri; Perciformes; Sebastidae. Gene Ontology annotation, molecular function: protein binding.